Dendrobium catenatum is the source of this 1159-nucleotide messenger RNA. RefSeq names its product cationic peroxidase 1-like. Lineage: Eukaryota; Viridiplantae; Streptophyta; Magnoliopsida; Asparagales; Orchidaceae. Gene Ontology annotation, molecular function: heme binding; peroxidase activity. The record is from RefSeq and is a predicted model, not a curated record. Gene Ontology annotation, biological process: hydrogen peroxide catabolic process; response to oxidative stress. The transcript is spliced from 3 exons. The coding region runs from base 1 to 990 and encodes 329 amino acids.
AUGGCGAGAUCUCGAAAGGUGUUGAGCAGCUGCUUGAUUCAAAUUACGGCGUUCUCUUGCUUGUUUUUUAUGGCCAUAUCACAGCUUUCGCCGGAUUUCUAUAGAGAUAUUUGCCCACAGGCAUUGCCUACCAUCCGACUUGUUGUCUACGCUGCCAUUUUUAAAGAACCGAGAAUGGGCGCAUCUCUUCUUCGGCUACACUUCCAUGAUUGCUUUGUAAAUGGUUGCGAUGCUUCAGUACUACUAGAUGACACACAGAGUUUCACAGGAGAGAAAACAGCCGGUCCUAAUAACAAUUCAUUGAGGGGCUUUGAUGUUAUUGAUGAGAUCAAAGCUGCUGUUAACUUGGCAUGUUUUGGAAAUGUUGUCUCCUGUGCUGAUAUUCUUGCCGUUGCUGCUCGUGAUUCUAUUGUUGCUCUAGGUGGAUCUCCUUACGAAGUUCUACUCGGCCGUCGCGACGCCACGACUGCAAGCCAAGCCGCCGCGAACAACGACCUCCCCGCCCCCUUCUUCGACCUACCCGCCCUCGUCUCCAACUUCGACUCCCACGGCCUCAGCCUCCAAGACCUCGUUGUCCUCUCCGGUGCCCACACCCUCGGCUUCGCCCGCUGCCUCAUCUUUCGAUCGCGCAUAUACAACGAAACCUCCACCAUCGAUCCUGCCUUCGCCCGAUACUUACAGGCGCAGUGCCCGCCAUCCAACGGCGGAGGCGACGACAUUCUCGCAUCGUUCGACGACUCUCCCGCCCGCUUCGACGCGGAUUACUUCGACGCCUUGCGGCAGAGUCGGGGGGUUUUGCAUUCGGACCAGCAGCUCUUUAGUGGAGAUGGUGGCGAGGCGGACUCCCUGGUUAGUUAUUAUAGUGAGAAGAGGGAAGCGUUUUGGGAGGAUUUUGGGGCUGCUAUGGUUAAGAUGGGGAGUUUGAGUCUGCUUACGGGUGGUGAUGGGGAGAUUAGGGAGAAUUGCAGGUAUGUGAAUGAUGCUAAUUGAUUGCUCUUUUGAGAGGAUAGAAUUGGUUCUCCAUGUUUUCAAACAUUCAUUAUGACAGAAAUGACUGAUCUGUAGAUGAAAGUAUAUAUAUAUAUAUAUAAAUCCAUAAAUAUUUUUUUGAGAGAAUUGUUGCAAUUUCCAGUAAAAACCAAAAGCACAACAAUAAAAA